AUGGAAGUGGAUCAUCAUUAUCACACUGUUGUUCUGUGCCGUCCUGUCAUCACCUCUGGCCCAGGGCAGCCCUCCUUGGAAGGAGUCCCCUCCCAAACGACCUGCCAUCAAGAACCCCGCUCAGCCGCCGCCCCCUCCUCCUCCCGGCUCCUCCACAACCGGCUGCUCAAGGAUCCCAUCGCCGCCGCCGCCGCCGCUUUCCCCUCAUGGAGGAGGCGGCGAAGGAAGCCGGCCGGAAGUCAACGGCCGCUAACGGCCGCGGCCGCCAUGACGGCCUCAGCGGCGGAGCGAGCCACGGCGCAUGCGCAGCCUUCCGAGCCAGGAUCCUCUCCAUCUAUAGCGCACUCUUUUCCUCUCUGCCCCGCAGGCCGGGUCCCCGCCAAGACCCUGAGCAAGCAGCAGCGUCGCAACCUGGCCAAGCAGGACCGCAAGCACCGGGCCUGGCAACUCCGCCAGCAGCGCAAGGAGGUGGUAUUGGAAGAGAAGAGGAAACUGGGGCGCAAGGACGCACCCCCACACCUGGUGGUGGUGGUGCCGCUGCACUCCAGCGUCACUCCCCAGAGUGCCUUGAGCCUGUUUCGGAGCAGCAAGGCUUCUGCUGUGUACCAAACUGAAACGGGCCCACCUGGCUUUGCCUUGCUGUGUCCCCGCUCCAAGCUGCGGUGGCGUUUUGUGGUGGCUGAUACAGGAAACCUUCACACCAUGCUGGACCUUGCCAAGGUGGCUGAUUCACUCCUUUUCAUGCUGGAUCCUCUUGAGGGCUGGGAUGUGGCUGGUGAUUACUGCCUUUCCUGCAUCUUUGCCCAGGGCCUCCCCAGCUACGGCCUUGCAGUCCAGGGUCUAACUGACCAGCCCUUGAAAAAGCAACUUGACUGCCGGAAGAAGCUGAGCAAGGCCAUUGAGAAGAGGUUUCCGGAGACCAAGCUCUUUCCCCUCAACACAGAGCAGGAGUCUGCUCUGCUGCUGCAGCACCUUGCCGACCAGAAGCAGCGGCACCUGGCUUUUCGGGACCGGCGGGCCCAUCUGCUGGCGGAGGCUGCCGAGUUCGUGUCUGGCUCAGACAGCACCUUGGUGGGGACGCUGAAGGUGUCUGGCUACGUGAGAGGGCAGAGCCUGAAAGUGAACAGCCUGGUGCACAUCGUGGGACAUGGGGACUUCCAGAUGAGCCAGAUAGAUGCCCCGCGUGAGCCUCUUUCAUUGAACCCCAGGCUCCCCACAAGGUAUCCGGGGAGCAUGGAGACCCACGAUGACUGCAUUGCGCCUCUCGAUGAGAUGGAAGCUGACGUGCAGGUGCUGUGCAAAGCAGAUCCCAGCAAGCGAGAAUCGUUGCAAUCGGAAGCGGAGCUGGAUCCCAUGGACGGAGAACAGACCUGGCCCACCGAGGAGGAGCUGAGGGAGGCGGAGGAGUCUCUUGAGCAAAAGAAAAAGACAACCAAGAAAGUCCCUAAAGGCACUUCCGCCUACCAGGCAGCCUGGAUCUUGGACGAGGAGGAGUCUCAGAAUGGUAGCGAGGAGGAAGAGGAGGAGGAAGCAGAGAACAAGGCUUUGGCAGAAGAGGCCAUGUCCCAGGACGGGAGUGCCAGCGAGGAAGAGGAAGCUGCCUCGGAGGAUGAAGAAGGUGAGACCAUGACGCUCCCAGAAAUGGAGCAGGAGGAGGAGAUGGAGGAAGAGGAGGCCAUGCUGGAAAAGUACAGGCAGCAGCGGCAGGAGGAGAUGUUUCCUGAUGAGGUCGACACCCCCCGGGAUGUGGCGGCCCGGAUCCGGUUCCAAAAGUACAGGGGCUUGAAGAGCUUCCGGUCCUCCCCCUGGGACCCCAAAGAGAACCUGCCCAGGGACUACGCCCGGAUCUUCCAGUUCCAGAACUUCUCCCGGAUGCAGAAGCACCUCCUCCGGCAACUGGAGCGAGAGGAGUACGAAGGAGCCGAGGUCGGGUGGUACGUCACGCUUCACGUCUGCAACGUCCCCGUCUCUGUCAUGGAGCAUUUCCAGCAGGGGCGUCCUCUGGUGCUCUUCACGUUGCUUCCCUACGAGCAGAAGAUGUCUGUGCUGAACCUCCUGGUGAGACGCCACCCUGGUCACAGCGAGCCCAUCCAGUCUAAGGAGGAAGUGAUCGUCCACUGUGGAUUCCGACGCUUCCGGGCUUCCCCACUCUACUCUCAGCACACCUCAGCGAACAAACACAAGCUGGAGAAGUUUCUGCGACCCGACGCUGCCGUGGUGGCCACCAUCUACGCCCCCAUCACUUUCCCACCUGCUGCCGUGCUGCUCUUCAGACAGAAAAGUGACGGAGCGCACAGCCUCCUGGCCACAGGCUCCUUGCUCAGCGUAGACCCCAACAGGCUGGUCAUCAAGCGGGCGGUGCUCAGUGGCCACCCGUUCAAGAUCCAUAGGAAGCUGGCUGUUGUGCGCUACAUGUUCUUCAACAGAGAGGACGUGCUGUGGUUCAAACCUGUUGAGCUCCGGACCAAGUGGGGUCGGCGGGGGCACAUCAAGGAGCCCCUGGGGACCCACGGCCACAUGAAGUGCCAGUUUGACGGGCAGCUGAAAUCCCAGGACACGGUGCUGAUGACCCUCUACAAGCGGGUGUUCCCCAAGUGGACCUAUGACCCUCACGUGCCUGAGCCGUGUGGGAGGGGCGGCAGCCCCCCGCCUUGCCAGGAGGAGCAAGCAAUGGACUAGAGAGCCCUGCCUUCGGCCUGCCUCCCUGGUAUUUAUUGCCAAGUGAAAUAAUCUUCCAAAGAAAAGCCUUGCUGUCUGGAUUGUUUCGGCCUGGAGCAUGGUGGCGGGGGCACCCCUGGGGAUCUCCGAGGGACCUCCAGAGAGAGAGGCCAGUUGGGGGCAGAUUCCUCCCAGGUGAGAUGGAGGGGGGGCAGAGAGAGGGAGCAAACAAACAGGCCAAACCCACCUAUCGGCCCCUGGGACUUGCUCGUAUUCCAUUGGGUUCUCGAGGGAAUGGCUUUGGUGGGUGUGCAGCACUGGGGAGGUUUGCUCUGUGAUGAAGGACAUGGAUUUCCUCAGUGUGUCAUGUGAGCGGGCAAGUUUUGCUGUGGAGGCUCCCAGAGGUAAAAGCUUUCAGGGGUCACAUUACAUUGGUUGUAGUUUAUUUUUGUUGCACUGAGAGGCCGUGGGCUCGCCAUUUAAAAGCAAGACUUGCAGCAAAGAUAUCUGGGUUUUAUCAAAGUAGGAAGUAUGGUGCCAUUUUCAAACUCCCCCCCCC
Molecule: messenger RNA, 3217 nt
Organism: Pogona vitticeps (central bearded dragon)
Lineage: Eukaryota; Metazoa; Chordata; Lepidosauria; Squamata; Agamidae
Source: RefSeq, a predicted model, not a curated record